Molecule: messenger RNA, 477 nt
Organism: Dentiscutata heterogama
Lineage: Eukaryota; Fungi; Glomeromycota; Glomeromycetes; Diversisporales; Gigasporaceae
Source: the annotation of a GenBank genome assembly
AUGAUUUCAUAUUUGUACAAUAUAUUGCUUUUUAUUGUAACUAUUUAUGCGUUACAAUAUCCUGUCCCAGUUAGUAAAUGUCCAGGAGAAGAUUCUCUUCGAAAGUGUCUUGAUCAAUAUCUGUUUAAAGGGCCUGUCAAUUUUCGAGAUAACUAUACUGCUUAUAAUAAAGAUAUUGAUUUUGAAUAUGAUAAAUUAAUUAUUCAUUUUCCAGUAGCAUUUGCUCAUCCUAUAGAUGAAAUAGAUGUUCAAAAUGCUAUUAAUUGUGCAGUAAAAUUAAAUAUUCCUAUUGUUGCAAGAUCAGGUGGUCAUUCUUAUGAAGGAUAUGGGAUGGGUGAUAAAGAUUGUUAUUUAGUUGUUGAUCUUGUAACCUUAAAUAAAAUUACCGUCGAUACAGUCUCUCAAACCGUUGUAGUCGGAACAGGAAAUACAUUACAAUCAGUGGAACUUGUCCUAAUGUUGGAGUUGGCGGAUUAA